Ornithodoros turicata is the source of this 909-nucleotide messenger RNA. RefSeq lists its product as uncharacterized. The record is from RefSeq and is a predicted model, not a curated record. The transcript has a single exon. Bases 1 to 909 code for a protein of 302 amino acids. Lineage: Eukaryota; Metazoa; Arthropoda; Arachnida; Ixodida; Argasidae.
AUGACGACGAGCGCUCAGCUGACGCUGACGGCGAGCGCGUGGAGCGACAAUAAACCUUCAGUUGUUUCCAAACCUUCGCAGGCUGCGGUAGUCCUUCUCCCUCCGCGUGGCCUGCCUCAUUUGGUGACCCGCGUCGAACAUACGCAGCCCUUGCCUGAGUCGAUGGCAUCACCCUCAGGCAAUCAUUCCUCCAGCGCAGAUGACCCGCCUAUUUCGACGACCACUACGCUGCGGUUGCCCCCUUUUUGGCGCCAGAACCCGUGGUCUUGGUUCAGACAGGUCGAGGCCCAAUUUCAGCUUCGACAUAUCCAGUCCCAACAGUCAAAGUAUUUUCACGUUCUGGCUGGUCUUCCUCCGGAAGUUGCGGCAGAACUGGACGAUGUCCUCGCCGCAGUUCAGCUCGAUCAGGCGUACGACGUUCUGAAGACCGCCAUCUUGGACAGAAUGGAAGUGUCCGCACGCGCUAAACUCCAGCAGCUACUGUCUGACGAAGACUUGGGCGACCGAAAGCCAUCGCAGAUGCUCCAUCGCAUGAAACAACUCCUCGGAGAUUCCGCUACCGAAGAGCAGCAACCCAUCUUGAGAGAGCUGUUCUUUCAGAGACUUCCGCAAGCGAUGCGUGUGGUUUUGGCAGGGUCGGAAGAUUUAUCCCUUGACCGACUGGCCACAUUGGCUGACCGGAUUGCGGAUUACUCAGAGCCCCCUAAGCCGUCCAUCAUGGCCGCAGCCACCUCGGAGCAGUCCCCGCGCUUGGACCGCAUUGAGCUCCAGCUCCAACAGCUCACUGAUGCCUUGCAAUCUCUCACGGCUGCCGGUCCUCGACGCCGUAGCCGUUCCGCUCCCCGAUCCCGCCGCCGCUCAUCACCGACUCCUUCUCAAGAACCCCAGGUCGCUAACCGGCUUUGCUGA